Saxophila tyrrhenica is the source of this 1731-nucleotide messenger RNA. RefSeq names its product chromatin structure-remodeling complex subunit RSC7 (gene NPL6). NCBI's taxonomy places the organism in Eukaryota, Fungi, Ascomycota, Dothideomycetes, Mycosphaerellales, Extremaceae. Gene Ontology annotation, cellular component: RSC-type complex; nucleus. The transcript has 2 exons. Gene Ontology annotation, molecular function: chromatin DNA binding. Bases 1 to 1731 code for a protein of 576 amino acids. The record is from RefSeq and is a predicted model, not a curated record.
AUGCCGUUCCAGAAGGGUCACAGAGGUGCCCGCCGGAGCAGCCGCAAGUCCGACUUCGCCAGUGAGUCCAGCACAGCGACACCGCAAAAGCGCUGCAGACUCAACAGAAACGACGCAGAAGCACCAACACCAGAAGCGCCAGAAGAUGCAUCCGACCAGGACAUGGUUGACGCCGACGGUGAUGCGGAAGACUCGCAGAACAUCGGCACACCACAGCCCGAUGGAAACGAGCAGGACGAGGAGGAGGACGCAGGCACACCGGCGCAGGACGACGAUGACGCCGAAUCCUCACCCGCCAUAACCACCAUUCCCCGACGGACGAGAGGCAGAGGAGGACGGAGAGGGCGCUCACGACCCGAUAUCAGCACGCCCGAGCCUGGUGAAGAUGGCAGCGAAUCCGGCACUCCCUUCCGGCGGCGCAGAGGCAGACCACCGGGCCCGAACAGCGGCAGAGGCAGAGGCGGCACUCGCGGGCGGAGAGGGAAGGCGGGGCCACCGGAGCAACCGCGGGUGAUGGACAAGGACGGCAAUACGCUGGAAGUGAAGGACGACGAGGCGCAGGUAGAUGACGACCCGGAAGGCAACGAGAAGGUGGAUGCGCUGGGCAACCUGCAAGGAGGCCGCGACUAUCGCGUGAGGACAUUCACCAUCGUGGGAAGAGGCGAGAGGCUGUACAUGUUGUCGACUGAGCCGGCAAGAUGUUGUGGCUUCCGCGACAGCUAUCUCUUCUUCACGAAACACCCGAAGCUCUUCAAAGUGCUGGUCAACGAGGAGCAGAAGAAGGAUCUGAUCGAGCGCGACAUCCUACCGAGCAGCUACAAGGGUCGCAACAUCGGUGUUGUCACGGCUCGAUCGGUUUUCCGGGAGUUUGGUGCGAAAAUCAUCGUCGGUGGACGGAGGGUGAUUGACGAUUACAAGGUCGCAGAGGCCAAAGCGAACGGUGAGGUUGAAGGAGAGCUUGCGGAUCCGGACGAUAGGCUCCCGGACAACAAGGACGACUACAAUCGCAACCGCUACGUGGCCUGGUUUGGUGCGAGUGAGGUGUACCGGAAUGCUGGACAGGGUGGUGGUGCUGUGCAUCCGGGCAAACCAGGGCCUGUGGGUAAGAGGAGGAAUAAUUUGACUGUGACGAAUUGGCAGGUGAUGCAUGCGAGGGAAGCAAACCGCUUCAACAGCCACCUAGCAGCUUUCCGACAUGGAAAUCUGGAUGGCGUUUAUGACACUCACACCAACAUGAUGUUCUAUCCCAAGAUCAUGCAGCCGACGCACGCCCGUUGGGAGCAGAUCCCACCGCCCUCGACACCUGCUCAAGCCGAACAGAACCUUCUCACCAACGGCCACACCAACGAUACCACACCAAACGGCACCCACAACGAUUCCAUGGACCUCGACCACGCACCUCCCCAAGACACGACCUCAUCAACCCUCUUCCACCCCGUCCCGGCCGUCAUCACCCGCAACUUCACCGUCAUCGACACGACCUACACCGCCCCUCCCCUCUCACACACCGGCUACCCCGGCCCAGACGGGCACACCGCCGACCCGGCCUCCGGCUCCAACGGCCUCAGCAACAUUCCGGGCGAGCUCGUCGACGAGCUGCCGGAGGACUGUCGCAGGGCUUUUGAGGAGGCGAGACGUACGGAGGUGCAGUGGAAGAGGGGUUGGGGUACGGAGGGCGAGAGUGGGUUGAGGGGGGGUUUGAGGGUGGGGCUGAGUGGGUAUCCUGUUUGA